Messenger RNA from Larimichthys crocea (large yellow croaker), 3236 nucleotides. It is a transcript of the gene klhdc7a, whose product is annotated as kelch domain containing 7A. Gene Ontology annotation, molecular function: protein binding. The record is from RefSeq and is a predicted model, not a curated record. Bases 273 to 2576 code for a protein of 767 amino acids. NCBI's taxonomy places the organism in Eukaryota, Metazoa, Chordata, Actinopteri, Sciaenidae. The transcript has a single exon.
UAUUUACAUAUUCUGUAUGAGGUUAUUGAAUCUGCGACUCAACACAGGUGGUGCAUAAGGAGUGCUCCGCCUCUGCAGAGCCAGGGAUGCAAAUAGUACCUCUACAGGUAUCAUUUUACACUUGAUCCUUUGGGCAAGAGGCGCAGUCAUCAGAUCACAGCAGCUCUUUUACAAUGAAAACCAGACAGCAUGCUACCGUCAGCUGAGACGCAUCGACAAUAACAUUCAAUAGGAUCAGUCAACCAAUUGUCGCCACCAUUACUGCUCCAGCCAUGCCCAUUGCAGAACUUUUGGGAGUACAGUUCGACAUGCAGCUGUUGUUGAAACUGAGUCUGUCUGUGGCUGCGGUGCUGCUGGUUUCUUGGGCCUACAGGUUCUACAGCUCCAGAGAUGACAAGAAAAUUCAGGUCUGUGUAAAAGACAACAAAGGGACAAGCCAACAAGAGAAAGAAAAUGCAACCUGUCAAAACUGCAAGACAACACUACGAUGCCAGAACUCACCAAAACAUGAAACAGAUGGUGGAGGUAACCAACCCAGACAACUGCACACGGACUCCACCACUGAUUACCGGACAUCUGACAGCACCAAGGAACCACCAAUAGAAGCUCAUCCAUGCCAAGCUGAGAAGAGUCAGAAUGCAUUUAGUAACCAAGACAGCAGCUUGAAAGGAGAGAUGCUCACUCGUCAGAAGGAGGCAAAGGUUUCCACCAGUAAUAUUUCAUUUGGAUCAGCUUUGAACCUUCCUUAUCCAACAGAGAGUGGGAUGGCCAGUACAACGGGGCGCCGCUCCCCUUGCUUUUUGCAGAAGCUGGAGGGAUGUGUAGGUGUGGGCAGGGAGUUAAGGCAGGACUUGGAACGCCAGGGGGCCUACUCCAGCUUCCUCUCCAAGGCAGAGAUCAAAGUGGAGGAUGCUAACGUGGUGCUGGAAGGAACAGGAGAUCAGAUUGUGCGUGGAAAGAUAUAUGAUUAUUAUGUUGAGUCUUCCUCUCACUCUAUUACAGACUCAAAUACUGUGCAUGGUCAGUUUGAGAGGAACUCUGAGUCACAGCCAGGGGAGUUUGGAAGUCGUGGCAGCAGCCUCACAGAAUUGUCUUCUUCUGUGAGCCCCAUCAUUAUGCGUGAUUUGGUUUUACCACAAAGCACUGUUGAGGCUCCUUCCUCGCUGGGAAGCCUCAAGCUGAGGCAUCCUGCAAGGCCUGUACUCCUACGCAAGGAGAGCUAUCUGUCUGCAGCUGAGCAAUCUGAGCUUUCCAUUCCCAUUCUAACAUCAAGAGCCUCAACAGAAAUGACUCACUCUCUGGCCUCAACCUGCAAUGAGUCCAUUUCUGUUCACCCUAUGAUCUCAAGCUCUACAGACAGCAAAGAUUUUAAUAUGAGGGAGGAGGCAGAUCUCAAGACAGUAGCAGGGGCACCAUUUUUACACCAUCCAGCAAAAAGUCUUGACAGCACAGAUUUGGAAAGCUUGAAGAGUAAACUUGAUCUGGGUAAUUGUUUGGAGACACUGUACUUGGCCAAGAAACAUGGCCAGACCUCUGUACAGGAAGCAGCCCUGGGAGUCAUGUCAGACAACUACCUCCAGGUGCUCAGGGACCCCAACCUUUAUGGUCGGCUAAUGGCUGGUGAGAGAGAACAAAUCCGGAAGCAGAGAAUGAGAGGGAGAAGGUUUGUCAUGGUGGCAGAUAUGGACCCUCAAGACUGGGCGCUGAACACAGGAGGGCAGAUAGCAGCGACAGAACACAGGAGGACAUCCAGUGCAGUGUACUAUUAUGAUGACUACAAAGACGCCUGGCAUACACUCUGCAUGGUCCCACAGGAGGUCAUCUCUAAAGCCUGUGCCAUGUGCACAAUGGAUAACUACUUAUUUGUGGCAGUGGGCUGCCAAGGCACAGACAGAGAAAUGACACCCUCAAAGAGAGUGUUUUGCUACAAUCCUUUGACAUCCAUUUGGAAGGAGAUCAGUCCUAUGAAUGUAGCCAGGCCCCGCUGCAAACUGGCAGCUCUGGAGGGCUACAUCUACGCCAUUGGAGGGGAGUGUCUAUCCUCAGUGGAGCGCUAUGACCCACGAUUAGACAGAUGGACAUUUGUGGCUCCAUUGCCUAAUGAUACAUUUGCUGUGGCACAUCACGUCACAGUGUGCAAUGGAGAGCUUUUUGUUUCUGGGGGAACACUUAGAUAUAUGCUACUGCGCUACAGUCCCAAAACCAACACCUGGAAGCCAAGCCUGUUAGUAGGCGGGAAAGACAGAACUGCAGACAUGGUAGUCGUGGGGAGAUUUUUGUAUCGGUUUGAUGUUAACGCACUGCUGGGUAUCAGUGUGUACCGCUACCAUACAGUGGCUCGACUGUGGUAUGAGUGCAGCACCAAACGACUUCAGCGCUGCCCUGCCUUCCAGUGUGUUACGAUGGAUGACACAAUCUAUUGUGUCAGCCGCCAGUUCACCAUGAGGUUUGAGGCUGAUGAGAUCUCUCCUGCUUUCAUAGAUGAGAAUUUGAGUGUCCUCUCUGCAGCUAAGGGCAUACUUUUCCCCUUUGUCCUUUCACUCACUGAUAAGAAGCCUCGGCAGACCAGUGUGUAACAAGAACUCAGUUUUCCAUCGAUGAUAAGAUUAGGUGGUGAUGGAGUAUCCCUACAAGUACAUGAUUUACAUUAAGUUUCUUGUUGACUGAGCAGAGGUUUUGCUUCCAGAAUUGUGCUCAACCCAGCCCAAACACAAAUGUGAUUGCAAAAUCGUAACCUGUGUGUUGACAUUUCUUUGAGGUGUUACUAAGAUCAUCUAUUUUAUAAACUGCUUUAUUUUGUAUUGCACAAAGAGAUUGGUCCCUGGCAAUAGCUGUAAAGUAUUAGACACAUAAUGGUAGUCAAACUACUGUUUGUUUAGAUUUAUGCAGGAUGCACUGCCAUGUAAAUUGUUUGCUUCUUUGAUUUGCCACUCCUCCCUGCUAUUAAGUUAGUUUUAUAUCAUUCCAGAUGCUUAACCUCUUUAGCUGUAAAUAUAAUUCAUAAGUAAGUCUUAGAGUAAAUGAGUUCAUUCAACUAUAACACAUUACAGAGAUUGGGCAAUAUUGUGAUAAUGUAUCACUGCUCCACUGUGUAGGGCACAAAUAUAACUUACACAGUGGCCUGGAUACAAUGCAAUUAUCUACAGUUGCUCUUUAAAUAUGACAGGAUGUAAAUGGGUUUGUCAUACAAUAUAAAUAGGUUUGCUCCUAAAAGCAUUUGUCACUACUUUUGAAGC